CGCUCUACUAACCACUCCUCAACGCCAACAGUAUUUUCUCAAGAGCCUUGCAAUCUUGUACUGUCUGUCUGACUUCAGCUCUCCCGCACUUAAUACAUGACAGUCGCUUGAACAAAACACUAUAUUUUGCACGACCCUCUUCUUUUCGUUGGCCUCUACAUCAUCAAUUUCCACAGGAUUCGUCGGUCGCAUUAAAUGCCGCAGCACGAACCGACAAUAUCCCAAGCGCAAGCAUCACCGAUUGUCCAUGGAGUGAAUAUCAGUCCAAAACUUCAAUGUCAACAUUGGUCUUCAGAUCUCGAUAUUAUUGCCAUCCGGCACAAAUGCUGCAUGGAGUACUACGGCUGUAUCAGCUGCCAUGAAGAGUUAGCAGAGCAUCCCAAUCAAGUCUGGCCCAAGGCAGAACAGCAUGAGUUGGCCGUCCUGUGCGGCAACUGUCACCUGGAACUGACAAUUGCAGAGUAUCUCUGGAGUGGUAACCGGUGUCCUGGAUGUGAUGCUGGCUUCAAUCCGGGAUGCAGGAACCAUUAUGAUCUGUACUUUGAGGUGUAGCCAUGGGAGGCUUGAACGGUCACACGACUCGCAAAGCGGGUCACCUUCUACGUGAACCUGCGACUGCCAUGUUAUCAAAACGCCGAAUCACGAAUCUCUAGUAUAAAUGCUUUAUAUGCUCGAGCUAUGAGUGCGUGUGGGCAAUAGUUGAACAUAUGGAUAGAGAUUAGGCCAAGCAAUCAAUAGAGCGACUAUGAAUUCAGUUCUCCUGAUAGGCCGUCUUACUCAGACUUACUACAUCGUUGGGUCACACGUCCAUUUCGCCAAAGGAUAAAGGUUCAUCAAUAAGAACACUGUAUAAACAUGUUGCCAUAC
Fusarium verticillioides 7600 is the source of this 867-nucleotide messenger RNA. RefSeq lists its product as hypothetical. The record is from RefSeq and is a predicted model, not a curated record. Gene Ontology annotation, cellular component: mitochondrial intermembrane space. The transcript has a single exon. The coding region runs from base 196 to 552 and encodes 118 amino acids. Lineage: Eukaryota; Fungi; Ascomycota; Sordariomycetes; Hypocreales; Nectriaceae. Gene Ontology annotation, biological process: protein import into mitochondrial intermembrane space. Gene Ontology annotation, molecular function: zinc ion binding.